AUGAUAGAUAUUACGUGGUUAUGUGUGUUGGCGAUUCGCUGUGUCUACUGGCUUGUGCUGCAGGCUUGUAAUUUCCUGGGAUACUCUACUCUGUGGGCUCAGAAAGAAAUCAAACAAAGGGAACGAAAUAGUGCCAAUUGGCUAAACAAAACUCCAGUACAUGUUGCAAUCGUCAUCAAUAAUCAGCCGUUGACGAAAGCUCCCUUAUUGUCGUUGCUGGAUGCUUGCCUCGGGGCAAAUAUACGACGGCUAACCAUCUACGAUGCCCUGAACGACUAUUCGGAUUUGGUUCAUGAACUUUCAGCUUUUUGUAAGAAGAAGAGAAUACGAAUGAUUGCUGGUUGUACUGAAAUGGCCACGGAUUAUUCGUCGUAUCAGCUGUUUGUCCAGCUGCUCACGACCAGUUCUGGACGGCCUGUCUUGGUUGAAGCGUGUCGUGAGGUAGUGAAUUAG
Angiostrongylus costaricensis is the source of this 453-nucleotide messenger RNA. Lineage: Eukaryota; Metazoa; Nematoda; Chromadorea; Rhabditida; Metastrongylidae. The record is from the annotation of a GenBank genome assembly.